Messenger RNA from Ilex paraguariensis (yerba mate), 4143 nucleotides. Lineage: Eukaryota; Viridiplantae; Streptophyta; Magnoliopsida; Aquifoliales; Aquifoliaceae. The record is from the annotation of a GenBank genome assembly.
UCAAGCCAUUCACUUCCAGUAGAGUCAUCAACCCAUUCUCUUCUCCAACAGAUCCUUGACAAAACCAGACACCUCAAACCACCCUCUCCCUCACUUUGCCCGUGGCCAAAAUGAGCCACCAAGGUCCAUUUUCCGGCGAAACCGUAGAUGACAAAAAGAAUACAGAAGGAGAAGACAAGAAAAUCUCAAAAGUACCACUGAUUAAGCUCUUUUCAUUCGCCGACGCUUACGACUACUUUCUUAUGUUUGUGGGAUCAAUCGGUGCUUGUAUACAUGGUGCUUCGGUCCCGGUGUUCUUUAUAUUCUUUGGAAAGUUGAUCAACGUCAUUGGACUGGCUUAUCUUUUCCCAGCACAAGCCUCACAUAGAGUUGCCAAGUACUCGCUGGAUUUUGUAUAUCUCAGUGUGGUUAUAUUAUUUUCAUCAUGGACAGAGGUGGCUUGUUGGAUGUAUACGGGAGAGAGACAAGCGGCGAAGAUGAGGAUGGCAUAUCUGAGAUCGAUGUUAAGUCAAGACAUUAGUCUUUUCGACACCGAAGCUUCCACCGGAGAAGUCAUCUCUGCCAUUACUGGUGACAUUAUUGUUGUCCAAGAUGCCAUCUCCGAGAAGGUGGGAAACUUCAUGCACUACAUUAGCCGCUUCAUUGCAGGCUUCGCAAUUGGGUUCCUCAGAGUGUGGCAAAUCAGUCUUGUGACAUUGUCCAUUGUACCUUUGAUUGCCCUUGCUGGUGGUGUCUACGCCUACGUGACAAUUGGCCUUAUUGCCAGAGUCCGAAAAUCCUAUGUCAAGGCUGGAGAAAUUGCUGAGGAGGUGAUUGGAAAUGUCAGAACAGUCCAAGCAUUUGCAGGAGAAGAAAGGGCCGUAAAAUCGUAUACAACAGCACUCUUGAACACAUACAAGUAUGGGAAAAAAGCAGGACUAUCCAAGGGUCUUGGACUGGGCACCUUGCACUGUGUCCUUUUUCUUUCAUGGUCAUUACUUGUUUGGUUCACUAGCAUUGUUGUGCAUAAGGGUAUUGCCAAUGGAGGAGAUUCUUUCACAACCAUGCUCAAUGUUGUUAUCGCUGGCCUUUCCCUAGGGCAGGCAGCACCAGACAUCACUGCAUUUAUUCGGGCAAAGACAGCUGCCUAUCCCAUUUUUGAGAUGAUAGAACGAAAUACGGUCAGCAAAACCAGCUCCAAAACUGGCAAGAAACUGAAUACACUAGAUGGUCACAUCCAAUUCAAGGACGUAUGCUUCAGUUACCCAUCUCGUUCUGAUGUGGAAAUUUUCAACAAGCUUUGUCUUGAUAUUCCUUCUGGUAAGAUUGUAGCUCUUGUGGGAGCGAGUGGUUCUGGCAAAAGUACUGUUAUAUCUUUGAUCGAGCGCUUUUAUGAGCCCCUCUAUGGACGGAUACUAGUAGAUGGAACUGAUAUCAGGGAGCUCGACCUGAAUUGGCUUAGGCAGCAAAUUGGUUUGGUUAACCAAGAGCCUGCCCUUUUUGCCACAACCAUAAGGGAGAACAUUCUCUAUGGAAAAGAUGAUGCCACCCUAGAAGAGAUUACACGUGCUGCAAAACUUUCAGAGGCCAACACUUUCAUCAACAACCUUCCUGAUAGAUAUGAAACUCAGGUUGGUGAGAGAGGGAUCCAACUAUCAGGUGGACAGAAGCAAAGAAUUGCAAUAUCGCGGGCCAUAGUGAAAAAUCCAUCGAUACUUCUGUUGGAUGAAGCUACAAGUGCACUUGAUGCCGAGUCUGAGAAGAGUGUGCAGGAGGCACUUGAUCGUGUAAUGGUGGGGCGAACAACUGUAGUUGUGGCUCAUCGGCUUUCUACCAUCAGAAAUGCAGAUGUAAUAGCUGUUGUUCAAAAUGGAAAGAUAGUAGAAACUGGGAGCCACGAAGAGCUCAUUUCAAAACCAAACAGUGCCUAUGCAUCACUUGUUCAACUUCAAGAGGCAGCUUCCUUGCAUCGCCUCCCCUCACAUGGACAGACCAUGGGACGACCUAAUAGCAUAAGGUAUUCACGUGAAGGUAGCAUUAGAUAUUCACGUGAAUUAUCCCGCACUACAACUAUAAGCCGUGGUACAAGUUUUCAUUCUGAUAAAGAAUCUAUUAGCCGAGUUGGUACUGAUGGAGCAGAGAUCACUAAGUCACCACAUGUUUCUUCGAGAAGAUUGUAUUCCAUGGUUGGUCCUGACUGGAUAUACGGUGUUGUUGGCACUUUUUGUGCAUUCAUUGCUGGUGCCCAGAUGCCUCUAUUUGCUCUUGGUGUCACUCAGGCUCUUGUAUCUUAUUACAUGGAUUGGGACACAACGUGCCAUGAAGUGAAGAAGAUAGCAUUCCUCUUCUGUGGGGGUGCUGUUAUAACAGUCAUUGUUCAUGCUAUUGAACAUCUCUGUUUUGGCAUCAUGGGAGAGCGGGUCACUCUACGUGUACGAGAAAUGAUGUUUUCUGCAAUUUUGAGAAAUGAGAUUGGAUGGUUUGAUGACACAAACAACACAAGUUCCAUGUUGGCAUCACGUUUAGAGAGUGAUGCAACUUUAUUGAGAACUGUAGUCGUUGAUCGCACUACAAUUCUCCUACAGAAUGUUGGUUUGGUUGUCACCGCAUUCAUCAUCGCCUUCAUCUUGAAUUGGAGGCUAACACUUGUUGUGAUGGCCACGUAUCCAUUGAUCAUUAGCGGUCACAUCAGCGAGAAACUCUUCAUGAAAGGUUAUGGUGUUAAUUUGAGCAAAGCCUAUCUCAAAGCUAACAUGCUUGCUGGUGAGGCAGUGAGUAACAUUCGUACUGUUGCUGCAUUCUGUUCUGAGGAGAAGGUACUUGACCUUUAUGCUCGUGAGCUUGUUGAGCCUUCAAGGCAUUCUUUCACUCGUGGUCAGAUUGCUGGAAUAUUGUAUGGAGUCUCUCAGUUCUUCAUCUUCUCAGCCUAUGGCCUUGCAUUAUGGUAUGGUUCUGUUUUGAUGGGAAAGGAGAUUUCUACCUUUAAAUCUGUCAUGAAAUCAUUCAUGGUUUUGAUUGUAACGGCUUUAGCGAUGGGUGAAACAUUGGCAAUGGCACCAGACAUUUUGAAAGGGAAUCAAAUGGUGGCUUCAGUGUUUGAGGUGCUGGACCGUAAGACAGAAGUAGUGGGUGAUGUUGGGGAUGAGCUAACAAGGGUAGAGGGUACAAUCGAGCUAAAGGGGGUUGAGUUUAGCUACCCUUCAAGACCUGAUGUUCAGAUUUUCAAGGACUUCAAUCUAAGAGUGCGCGCGGGCAAAAGCAUGGCACUUGUGGGGCAAAGUGGGUCUGGCAAAAGCUCUGUACUCGCUCUCAUACUCCGAUUUUAUGAUCCAACAGCUGGGAAGGUGAUGGUUGAUGGCAAAGACAUUAAGAAACUAAAGCUCAAGUAUCUACGAAAGCACAUUGGCCUAGUCCAACAAGAACCAGCUCUCUUUGCUACAUCAAUCUAUGAAAACAUUCUUUAUGGUAAAGAGGGAGCCUCGGAAGGAGAAGUAAUUGAAGCUGCUAAGCUUGCCAAUGCACAUAAUUUCAUUAGCGCUCUUCCUGAGGGCUACUUGACAAAGGUAGGAGAGCGAGGAGUGCAACUUUCUGGUGGCCAGAAGCAAAGAGUGGCCAUUGCCCGAGCUGUUCUAAAGAACCCUGCAAUCUUGCUGUUGGAUGAAGCCACUAGUGCUCUAGAUGUGGAAUCAGAGCGUGUGGUGCAACAAGCUUUAGACAGAUUGAUGAAGAACCGGACAACAGUCAUUGUGGCGCAUAGACUGUCUACAAUAAAACAUGCUGAUCAAAUAUCAGUUUUACAAGAAGGAAAGAUAGUAGAGCAAGGGACUCAUUCUACACUUGUGGAGAACAAGGAUGGAGCAUAUUUCAAGUUAAUCAGCUUACAGCAGCAGCAGCAACAACACCAGCAAUAACACAACCUCCACCACAAAAUUCAAGGUGCUUUGCUCAAUCCUCUGUUUCUUUUUCUAUAACUAUCAUCCUUCCUCUUGCCAUUAUUGAUGUAAUAUGUAUUGUCCCUCAUUCUUUAUAUCUGAAGAUGACAGUUAUACAUGUUAGAAAUUGUUUUACAAUAGAGAAAAGCAUUUGGCCUACUGUUCCUGUAUAUUGUUCUCCCCAAGUGGCCAUUAAGCUGUGAAUGUGAUUGUUGUAGGAUGUAUUUCCGAG